This is a messenger RNA of Mytilus californianus (California mussel), 1150 nucleotides long. RefSeq names its product 3 beta-hydroxysteroid dehydrogenase/Delta 5-->4-isomerase type 1-like. The transcript has 5 exons. Bases 74 to 1150 code for a protein of 358 amino acids. Gene Ontology annotation, molecular function: 3-beta-hydroxy-Delta5-steroid dehydrogenase (NAD+) activity. The record is from RefSeq and is a predicted model, not a curated record. Gene Ontology annotation, biological process: steroid biosynthetic process. NCBI's taxonomy places the organism in Eukaryota, Metazoa, Mollusca, Bivalvia, Mytilida, Mytilidae.
UUUACGUCCGGCGAAAAUUUACAGACCACAUGUACACUUGCUUGACAACACCCGUUAAACAUAAGAACUUAACAUGACGAAGAUCUUGGUAACAGGGGGAAGUGGAUGUGUUGGCCAGCACAUAAUCAAACACUUCCAGGAAUAUGUAAAGGGCAUUGAAGAAAUCAGAGUUCUAGAUCUUCAGAAAUUUGAGCAGAAGUUAGAAUAUGAGAACAAGAUACCAGUCGUAUGCUCCACUGGUAGUAUAACAGAUGUUGAUUUAUUGGGCAAGGUCACUAGAGACGUUCAAUGUGUUAUACAUACGGCUGCUUACGUUGAUGUAAGAUUAUUUCCAGAUAAAGAAAAACUCGACAUAGUCAAUAGAAAAGGGACGAAACUAUUAUUGGAAGCUUGCUAUCAGAACAAAGUCGAGAUGUUUAUCCAUUGUAGUACUGUUGACGUUAUGCAAGGAUAUCAUGAUAUAGUCAAAGGUAACGAAGCAAAUACAAAGCCAGAAAAAUUACUUUUUGGUGAAUAUGCCAGGACAAAACAAGCAGGAGAAAGAGCCGUUCUGAGUAUGAACAACAAAUUCCUUUCAAACGGUGGUGUAUUUAGAACGAUUUCUUUGCGACCAAUGGUAAUUUAUGGAGAGCUCGAUCAACAUUUUAUACCUAACGCUAUAGAAGCUGGACUACAAAACAAAAAAAUCAUGGUUGAUUUUUGUGGCAAUGGAGCGUGUUGUCUUGUUUACGUCGGAAAUGUAGCUUGGGCUUUUGUAUGUGCUUAUAACGCAAUGAGGUCAGAUAAAACGCUUGGAGGAGAAGAAUUUCUUAUUAAAGAUAACAGUCCUAAUAAAUCAAUGAUCCAGUUUUGUAAACCAUACUUUGAUUCGUUCCAUAUUUCAUUGUAUCGGUCAUUUAUUCCUUAUUGGAUUUUAUAUGUUUUUAUAAGUUUUAUACAAAUUUUACUGCUUUUAAUUUCGCCAUUGAUGAAAGUGCAAUUUCCAUUAACCACAACAACAUUACUAUAUACGAAUUUAGCGCUGUCUUUUGACGAUUCAAAAGCUAGGAAAAUGUUGCAGUAUAAACCUUUGUACUCUCCCGUAGACAGUUACAAAUGUUCACUUAAGUAUUAUAAUUCACUUAGCUUUGAUAAUAAAAAGAAAAAUUAG